ACAAGUGCAAUUCCCAGCAGUGUAGCAGAUCUGACACUACAGGGAGUAGAUGAGGAGCUGAGUCUUUUCAGCCAGCUCAGCUCCUGGAGAUCACAGGUAGUGGAGGUGAAACGGGGAAGGAGAGAGACAGUGUGUGUGUGCGAGAGAGUGAGAGUGAGGAGGCGUGGUUUAAAAACACAUCAGGUGCUGUGAGAGACAGAGGUUUAGAAGUGAAACGAUUGACUGCCUGAUGCCGCACAGCAGCCAAGCAAAGAGCAUGAGCUCUCUGUGCUAGGAGGAGAGACGGAAGGACUGCAGGGUGAUGAGGAUCUACUCCCAUGCUUGUGCUUCCGUCCUGGUGCUUCUGCCUGUCCAGCUGGGAUGAGCAGAUCCUCUCUCUGAGGUAUGAUGGUUGGGAAGCAGGGGAAGCAGUGGAGGUCGGUGUGUAAAGGUCUGGUUCUGGGCACUCUCCUCACCAGCUGCAUGAUUCUGCUGUACUGCCUUUCGGCUCCUGAGGUGCAGUUCAGUAUGCCAGAAAUUCCUGUGCCUUAUUCAUGUGCCCACCAGCCAUCACCUGGCCACUCCAUAGCUGCCUCCAGCAGUGCCCAUCAAGGCGUGGGACAGGCGCAUCAUUGCACCCCAAAGGUGGACAUCAUGUUCAUGAAAACCCACAAAACGGCAAGCAGCACCAUCCUGAACAUGCUGUUCCGCUUUGGUGAAAAGCACCAUCUGAAGUUUGCCUUCCCGAGCAGUCGCAAUGACUUCUUCUAUCCCUCAUUCUUCUACCGCACGCAAGUGAAGGACUAUGGGCCUGGGAUGUGCUUCAACAUCAUGUGCAAUCACAUGCGCUUCAAUGAAGCCGAAGUAGCGAAGGUGCUUCCAGCGGACACUACCUACAUCACCAUUCUGAGGGAUCCAGCAGAGCUCUUCGAGUCCUCCUUCCAUUACUUUGGCCGCUUAAUACCUUUUACCUGGAAAAUCUCUGGGGAUGAUAAGAUGGAAGAGUUCCUCAAUGACCCUGAGCUUUAUUAUGACCCAGAGGGGUUCAAUUCGUUCUACCUCAGGAACUUGCUUUUCUUUGACUUUGGACAUGAUAAUAAUUUACCAUUGGAUGACCAGAGAGUGAAAGAAGGCAUCCGUGCAAUUUCAAAACGUUUCCACUUGGUCAUGCUGGUGGAGCACUUUGAAGAAUCGCUCAUCCUGCUGAAGGACGCCCUCUGCUGGGACAUGGAUGACCUGCUGUUCUUCAAGCUUAAUGCUAGAAAGGGGUCCACUGUCUCCAAGCUGACCCCCGAGCUCAGAGCCAAGGCCUUGCAGUGGAACAGUAUUGACUGGAAGCUCUACCAGCACUUUAACGCCACCUUCUGGAGGAAAGUGGAAGCGUACGGUCGAGAGCGCAUGGCAAAGGACGUGGCAGAGCUGCGGCGCCGGAACGCAGAAAUGGCCACCAUCUGCAUCGAAGGUGGCCAUGCGGUGGAUGCCGGGAGCAUCCAUGAGACUUCCAUGCAGCCAUGGCAACCUAUAGGGGAGAAAUCUAUUAUGGGAUACAAUCUGAAGAAGAAUGUAGACAAAGCACAUCAAAAACUGUGUAGGAAGAUGUUGACGCCAGAGCUGCAGUACCUGACAGACUUAGGAGUCAAUUUGUGGAUCACUAAACUGUGGGGUCACGUGAGGGAUAUCCUUCACUGGUAGAAAUGAAGAAUAGCGGGUCGACCUCUGACCUCUACCUAUAUGUGUAAACAUCAAAGAUGUUCACCUCUGACCUCUAUGAAACAAAUGAAACCUCUUUCUGCGUUAGAGCGGGAUGGAGAGUGAAUACAAAUUUGAAAGUCAUAUAAGUGGUAAACAGACUUGAUGGUUAUGGCCCUGCAGAUUUUAAUGUCAUUUUCAUUGGUCAGCUUUGUUUUCAUUGAAGUCAUGUCACUGCAGUGAAUAGAAUUGUUAAAUGGUGCUUGCGUCAAUCACGGAAAAACAAAUCAGUGAGACACCUUGUCUGCCCGUCUGGAGAGGUUUCUCUUUGCAUGCUGCCAAUGCCGUAUCAGUAAAGUCCUCUCAGUAAAGUUGACUGAAAUAUAUGAAGGCACGGGAUACUAUGUGUUCCUGUUUUACUUAUCUUAUCAGCUAAUAUGACAAAUCCUGCUGACCAAAGAGCAAAGCUGCACUAAGUGCAGUAUAUCUUUGUCCAGAAGGAUUUAAGAGUUAGCUGUUAUAAAAGAGGCAGAUACCAAAUGUGAGAUUAAAAUUCUAUGAAUAAAAUAAAAACUAACAUAAAUAUGG
Messenger RNA from Pangasianodon hypophthalmus (striped catfish), 2256 nucleotides. RefSeq names its product galactose-3-O-sulfotransferase 1a (gene gal3st1a). Lineage: Eukaryota; Metazoa; Chordata; Actinopteri; Siluriformes; Pangasiidae. The transcript is spliced from 3 exons. Gene Ontology annotation, cellular component: membrane. Gene Ontology annotation, biological process: myelination; galactosylceramide biosynthetic process. Bases 385 to 1671 code for a protein of 428 amino acids. Gene Ontology annotation, molecular function: galactosylceramide sulfotransferase activity. The record is from RefSeq and is a predicted model, not a curated record.